Molecule: messenger RNA, 936 nt
Organism: Colletotrichum graminicola M1.001
Lineage: Eukaryota; Fungi; Ascomycota; Sordariomycetes; Glomerellales; Glomerellaceae
Exons: 1
Coding region: 1-936 (311 amino acids)
Source: RefSeq, a predicted model, not a curated record
AUGGCCUCGCCUUCCAGCCGCGACGAAGGUGUCCAGAUCAACAGCUUCACGGCCGUGGCGAGUGAUCAGCAGACUUCAAGCUUCAAGACACGUUCGAAUGAGCCUGGCCGAAACAAGGGAAAAGGUCCAAUUACUCGAAACCGAGAGAAGUCGCUCGUCAGACUGUGCAGUAGUCGCGGCGCGAUGCCCACCAUCCCUGAGAUCCGCGUCAAGGGCCCCGAUUCCAGAGAUGUCCGGAUAGGUGCCGGCGGCAGCGUGUCGCCCUCCAGCCAUCCCCAGUCCACCGACCACCUCCAAGUGCCUAACAGCUCCAAACCUCGUGCCCAGCAAAAACAACAGACCGUUCAGGCCGGGGUCGGCCGCAAGAGGACGUUCCUGGGCUUCGUCGAUUGCGCCCUCGGUCUCCAACACGUUAGAACCUGUGGGGACCACGAGCCCCUCGUCGGCCGCAGAUACCGUGCCAAGCGCAACACCUUUCGAAUCAUAGCGCUCUUUGGUGUCCUCAUGAUGCUCAGCCUCGCCGCUUCAAUCACCCUGUUCGUCUACUUUGCCAGCACGGGCGGCGCGGGUCCCGAGUGGUUCGCCUGGAUCGCGAUCAGCGCGGCGGGUUGGAUCUGUUCCUUGCUGGCCUUUAUCAUGGCCAAGCAAUCCGAGAGGCGCGCACUGCAUGAUGUAGAGAUCGCCCGACAAAGUACUCGACUGUCUAGCCGAGUUCAAGACGGCACGGCGGCCCCGGUUGCAAUCGUUGGUGGUCCUGGUGCGAACAGGCAGCAUGUCAUGCCCGCCGGCUCUAGUGCUGCGACUGGUGCGCCUCCGGCGGUGUUCGGAAGGUACCGGGCACUCGAAUUCAUCCACGAGGAGGAUGAGGCGCUCGAUGCAGAGCAUCGUUUGGAUAUGCUGGUUGCCAAUCAGAGACCUCGAGGCGGAGGUGCAUAG